AUGGAAUCCGAUCCGACACUUCUCGAGGUUAUUGUCAUCAACGGCGAAGAAACGCCGUUACACGUUGCCUCCAUGUACGGACACUUGAGUUUCGUCAGAGAAAUCCUCAAUAUAAGAGAGAGUCUCGGGACAGAACUUAACAAAGACGGAUUCACACCUCUGCAUAUAGCAGCAUCCAUGGGACACGUUGGAGUCGUGAGAGAGCUUUUGGAGAAGCUAAGUGGUGAGAUCUGUAUGAUCAAAGGUAAAGAGAGGGGAAUACCUCUUCAUUACGCUGCUAUGAGGGGAAGGGUUUGUGUUCUUGAUGAGUUAGUGUCUGCAAAUCCGGAGUCCCGUGAAGCAAUCACCGCUCGUGGAGAGACAGUGGUUCAUCUUGCGGUUAGGUUCUGCCAGUUCGAUGGACUCGUUGUUUUGUUGGAACGUCUUAAGGAAUUUGAUAAGCUUUGUGUGUUGAAUAAGCAAGACAAUGGAGGGAACACGGUUUUGCACUUAGCUGUUCAAAAACGACUGUACGAGUUUAGUUUAUACGGAUUGUACACUGAUAUGAAACUGCAGGUGAUUGACUUGUUGCUUGGCUCUAGAGGAUCUAAUUACACAAUCCCCCGAGAUUUCAUUGAAGUGAACCCUUUAAACUCCAAUGGCUUGACACCUCUUGAUAUGUUACUUCACUUUGGAGGUGAACCAGAAGAUGCAGAGAUUUAUCAGAUCCUCCAUGAAGCAGGAGCUGUAAGAUCAAGAGAUAUUGACACAAGAAAAGAAACAACAACAACAGAGAAUAAUGAAACAACACAGUCAGAAGAAUCUCUGAUGACGCACAAGCAAUGGCUAGAUUACUUCAAGUACAAGAAAAAUAAAGUCUCGGCUAACGAAGUUCGCAAUGUGUUACUGGUUAUCGCGAUUCUGAUAGCCACAACGACUUAUCAAGCCGUGCUAAGUCCACCUGGAGGUGUCUGGCAAGAAGAUUACUGCAUCAAUGGAUACUGUCAAGUAACUGAUCUAAAAGGAAACAACUAUAAUGGGAUCAAAGAGCUGGAUCUCUUACGGCAUUUUCAUCUUCUUAAACUCGAUAGGGUUUUUCACUUCGAUGGAGCUAAUCUCUUUACUCACAAAAGGUCUCCCUUUCUACCUUGA
Capsella rubella is the source of this 1131-nucleotide messenger RNA. Its product is annotated as ankyrin repeat-containing protein BDA1. The record is from RefSeq and is a predicted model, not a curated record. NCBI's taxonomy places the organism in Eukaryota, Viridiplantae, Streptophyta, Magnoliopsida, Brassicales, Brassicaceae. Bases 1 to 1131 code for a protein of 376 amino acids. Gene Ontology annotation, molecular function: protein binding. The transcript has 2 exons.